GGGGACUUGUCAAUAUGGAACAGCCGAGAAAGAGAGAAAAAAAAAAAGACGCAUGAUAAUUAAUAAUUAAUAGUAUGAGUUGGUGGACUCCGCCCGUUGGACUGACUCGUAUCCCAGCACGCGACGAUCAUGGGUCUCCAGCGCUGGACCAUCCUGGGCGUCGGACCACUGGCUGCACCUGCACGAGCCGGGAUAUGUCAUGGCCAGACCCGCCACGUCAUUUGAGGGCGUCCCUCGAGCAGGAGCACACCCGGACACCGUAGAUGAGGGCGAGGUGGGAUCCGGAGUCCGAGAGCCCGUCAAUCCAUGCUGGAUGAGGUAAAUACAACGAGAACCCCGGACGGUUGACGGUGGGCAAUCUGCGAGGUGACCCAGCGCGACCCAACCUCUCCGCAUCGAAGCGAAGGACCUCGUGAUGAUCGAUCUUGAGUCCCCAAAUCAUCGCGACAAACACGCGCCCGGGGUUUCCAUGGCGAGGGCCGCAAAGUCCGAGCAGCCGAAAGCUAAAACCCGAGACGCGGAACGGCUUGCGGCACGAGAACGCAGAGCGAGAGAGAAGAACGGAAAUACGGGCGACGCAGGGCGCAGGGUGGGUGGGGCGGGUGCUCGGGACCCAAGUCCGACCGGAGACGCGGUGAAUUCAAUCCGUGAGAGCCACCAGAAGAUGAAAUUUCUGCGUCUCGGGAACCUUGGGAACCAUUAUUGGAUCCUGUUGGGUAAUGGUAAUAAUAGUCUGCUUUUUGGACAUUCCAGACAAGGCUGGCGCCUCAUAAAACGGCGUGUGUCUGGACGGGGGGUCAUAACUCUGGACUGGAAACACCGGAGCCCGACUGAUAUCUAUGGCCAGUCAAGCCAGUCAAGCCAGUCAAGCAUUGGCCGCCAAGGCCGUGCUCAUUUGGCAUGGCGGACGCCCAUUGCUCAGCUCAUCCGUGGCAGGGCCUUGGCGCUCCAGGAACAAGUGGCCAAGUCGGUUCGUCAGCAACACCCUGGAAUCCUCGAUGGCGCCAGUCACCCUGCGAAAGUGGGCCUAGUCCCAGCUCUCCUAGCUAGCUCCAGCUCCGUGAUAUCCACGAGUACUCGGUAGUGUAGAUACAAAGGGGAAUAAUAAGAAGUCACAGUCAAGGACAGCAGGGCAGCUGUCCCCGUAAC
Molecule: messenger RNA, 1149 nt
Organism: Aspergillus heteromorphus CBS 117.55
Lineage: Eukaryota; Fungi; Ascomycota; Eurotiomycetes; Eurotiales; Aspergillaceae
Exons: 1
Coding region: 416-1084 (222 amino acids)
Source: RefSeq, a predicted model, not a curated record